Messenger RNA from Brassica napus (rape), 1276 nucleotides. RefSeq names its product cytosolic sulfotransferase 11-like. Gene Ontology annotation, molecular function: sulfotransferase activity. The record is from RefSeq and is a predicted model, not a curated record. Gene Ontology annotation, biological process: sulfation. Bases 115 to 1125 code for a protein of 336 amino acids. Lineage: Eukaryota; Viridiplantae; Streptophyta; Magnoliopsida; Brassicales; Brassicaceae. Gene Ontology annotation, cellular component: cytoplasm. The transcript has a single exon.
UGGUCUCACCAACUCUCCAAGGUUACUUAAUAAUAGUUCGUUCGUCUAUCCACCCACAGAUAUACAAAGGCAAAAUCUUCCAUAUUUUACAACUUUCUUAUUGUUUAUCCUAUAAUGGAAGCUUCACAAAAUCUUAAGACACCCCCAAAGUUCAUUAACACACCCGCAAAUUUCAUGAAGGACGAUGAUGUGAGCCAAGAAUGUAAGAAUCUGAUCUCUUCUUUACCUACUUCAGACAAAGAUUACACGGGGAAAAAACUCUACAACUACCAAGGAUCUUGGUUCUAUCCCAACACAAUCCAAGCAAUCCUAAACUUCCAAAAGCAUUUCCGAGCACGAGACAGCGAUAUCAUCCUAGCUUCUUUACCCAAAUCAGGAACCACCUGGCUCAAGGCUCUUGUAUUUGCCGUCGUCCAUAGAAACAAGUAUGCUCCUAAUCUUGUAUCCCAUCCUCUCCUCUCCGACAAUCCCCACAACCUUGUCCGGUUUCUUGAAGUUGAUUUAUAUGUUAAGAAUCAGUGUCCUGGCCUCGAAGAGCUUCCUUCGCCUAGGAUUUUUGCAACCCACGUGCCUUUUCAAAAGCUUCGUGAAUCUCUAAGAGAUUCUCCUUGCAAGGUUGUUUACGUGUGUAGGAACAUAAAAGAUGUGUUGGUCUCUCGUUGGCAUUUCAGGAGCAAGAUUGUUAGUAACUACUCGCUUGAAGAUAUGAUCAAUGAGUAUAUUAAAGGGGCUUACUUCUGCGGACCGAUUGAGGAACAAGUAUUGAGCUACUGGAAAGAGAGCUUGGUGAAUUCGAAUCUGGUACUCUUCAUGAGGUAUGAAGAAAUGAUAGAGAAGCCUGUGGCUCAAGUUAUGAGGCUCGCUGAUUUCUUAGGUUGUUCGUUCUCUGAAGAAGAAAAGCAAAGUGGAAUGGUGGAGAAGAUCUUGGAACUUUGUAGUCUUGGUAACUUGAGUAACUUGGAAGCUAACAAGAUUGGGACAUCUACUUGUGGAAUCGCUCACCAUGCGUUUUUUCGUAAAGGAGGAGUCGGUGACUGGAAGAAUCAUCUCACCGAUGAGAUGGCAAGAAAAAUUAAUGAGAUGGUCGAAAAGAAACUAGAAGGUUCAGGGUUGAAGUUUGAUUGAUCCAAGUUCAUAAUGAUUUUUAUAUGUUUGAUAUUCAAUAAAAUCUUGUUAUGGUAAAGAUUGUAUGAAAGCUAGCUCAAACACAGUUUGGCUAUUCUUGGUGUGUUGUUUUUAUUCUUAAAGAUAAUGGAAAAGUUGUGCAUUUUUUUUA